AUGGCCACCCAGGAUCAUGAUCAAGAAACAAGUCUGAGACUCCGCAAACACUGCCGUUAUAAUCUCAAUACAAUCAAGAAUAAAAUCUGCCAGCUACAGACCGACCAUAUCGACCAACACGAUGCCCAAAAUGCGGGCAUCCAACAUCGCCCAAUGUCACUGGAAUCCCAGGCCGAACUCCCCUCCUUUUUCGGGGCAUGGACAGAGGAAGAAUGCUGGUUUCCGCCUGAUGAGGAGGACUCAGAGUAUCCAACCUACAACCCGAAGUCGGAUGAUCGACUGAAAACAAUGGGACUCCAUUACUACUUGGAUAGCUACCUUGGCGGCGCAUGGCCAGCGGACGAAACAAGCUUCCGAAUCUUAAGGGCAGAUCCCCGUCUGAAGGGGCUAUACGAACUUCCCAGUGUCGACGGCCACUCGUGGCAGGCGUCUCUCACCUAUAUCGCGCGUUCCGACGAAGAAAGCAGAUCAUCGCCGCCUCACUUCAGAUGUCUUCUGAGAAGCGAGGUUGCGGGGGAUGAGCGGCUCCUUCAGGGUGAACUUAUCACCAUUAUCGACUCGAUGAUCAACCGGCUGAGCUUCAAGUCCACCUUGCCUCAUACAAUAGCUCCUCAAGUUCGCAUCCUGGAGGCCUGUUUCAAUGGCGAAAACCUUGUGGUCAGCUCGACUAAACUGUACGACAUGAUGACCGAGGACACGGAGAGCCUGAAAUUAUUCCUUUGA
This is a messenger RNA of Aspergillus fijiensis CBS 313.89, 723 nucleotides long. RefSeq lists its product as uncharacterized. NCBI's taxonomy places the organism in Eukaryota, Fungi, Ascomycota, Eurotiomycetes, Eurotiales, Aspergillaceae. The record is from RefSeq and is a predicted model, not a curated record. Bases 1 to 723 code for a protein of 240 amino acids. The transcript is spliced from 3 exons.